AUGAUCCGUUCCAGACCAUGUGAUUGUUCAUCAACUUCGUUCAGAGUAUAUAUAAUGGCAAUUGCACCUUGUGCGAGUAGAUGGGUGGCUAUGUGGGGUGUUCAACCUCAGUCAAUGUUGAGUGUCUCUUCAAGUAGUAAAUCACAUGUCCAUAUGCCUCGUUUUUCAACAACCAAAACAAGAGCAUUUGCAUCACCAUUUUCAAGCUUCUUUUCACAAGGUUCCAUGCAUGCACUAUACGAUGCGAGUUCAUUUGGUCAUUCUCGUAAGCGUAGAGGUGGUCGCCUCAUUGUCCGAGCUGAAUCUGAUUUCUAUUCGAUACUCGGUGUGUCAAAGAGUGCUAGUAAAGCAGACAUUAAAAGUGCUUAUAGGAAGCUUGCAAGGAGUUAUCAUCCGGAUGUGAACAAAGAACCAGGAGCCGAACAAAAAUUCAAGGACAUCAGCAAUGCUUAUGAGGUUUUGUCAGACGACGAUAAACGAUCAAUAUACGACCGGUACGGCGAGGCCGGACUCAAAGGCGCCGGCGGCAUGGGCAACGGGGAUUUCAGCAACCCAUUUGAUAUCUUCGAAUCACUAUUUGACAUGGGCGGAAUGGGCGGCGGCCGGAGCUCCCGCAACAUGGCCACAGAAGGUGAGGAUCAAGGCUACAACCUCGUUCUAAACUUCAAAGAAGCCGUAUUCGGAGUCGAAAAAGAAAUCGAAAUAUCAAAACUCGACACCUGUCAAACCUGCAAAGGAUCCGGCGCCAAACCCGGAACCACCGCCUCCCGCUGCUCCCCAUGCGGCGGUCAAGGCCAAGUCAUCUCCUCCGCCAGAACCCCUCUCGGCAUCUUCCAACAAGUCACCACCUGCUCCUCCUGUAACGGAACCGGAGAAAUCUCAACCCCCUGCGCCACAUGCUCCGGCGACGGCCGAGUCCGAAAGUCAAAACGAAUCAGUCUCAAAGUCCCUCCCGGCGUCGAUUCCGGUAGUCGAUUGAGAGUUAGGUCAGAAGGUAACGCCGGAAGAAGAGGCGGACCCGCGGGCGACCUUUUUGUGAUUCUCGAUGUUCUUCCAGAUCCGGUGCUGAAACGUGACGACACCAACAUUUUGUACACUUGUAAGGUGACGUAUCUGGAUGCGAUACUUGGUACGACGGUGAAGGUGCCGACGGUUGACGGGACGGUGGAUCUGAAGAUUCCGGCGGGGACGCAGCCGGGGACGACGUUGGUGAUGGCGAAGAAAGGGGUUCCGGUUUUGGGGAAGGGGAAUCGGAGAGGCGAUCAGUUGGUGAGAGUGCAGGUUGAGAUUCCGAAGCGUGUGAGUGGUGAAGAGAGGAAGUUGAUUGAAGAGCUGUCAAAUCUUAAAAAGGGUAAAGUUCCAAGUGCUAGUAGAUAAGAUGAAAAUUUUAUUUGUUUUUACUUUUUUUGGGGAUAUAAUUUUAAUAUAAUUAGGAAUAUUUUGUAGCAAAAUUUUGUGAUGGAAUGGAUAUUUCUUAAAUCUUGAUUAUAGGUGUAAUAUUCAAGAUACUGCAAGUUGGGUAAUAAUGUUGACAAGUUGAUACUAAUAGUAUUAUGAAGUUUGUCAUUUUUUAAUGGUU
Molecule: messenger RNA, 1579 nt
Organism: Lactuca saligna
Lineage: Eukaryota; Viridiplantae; Streptophyta; Magnoliopsida; Asterales; Asteraceae
Source: the annotation of a GenBank genome assembly